This is a messenger RNA of Stylophora pistillata, 2688 nucleotides long. RefSeq names its product Fanconi anemia group J protein homolog. Gene Ontology annotation, cellular component: nucleus. The record is from RefSeq and is a predicted model, not a curated record. Gene Ontology annotation, molecular function: ATP binding; DNA helicase activity; DNA binding. Lineage: Eukaryota; Metazoa; Cnidaria; Anthozoa; Scleractinia; Pocilloporidae. Gene Ontology annotation, biological process: nucleotide-excision repair; double-strand break repair involved in meiotic recombination.
UAGUACGUUGUGAAAGUAUAAGGCUGAAUUUGGCUGUGUUUGGCUGUUUUUAAAGGCCUUUCAAGACUAAGUAGUAGAGGUGUGGCUUAGAAUUGAUCGAAAAAAUGAUGCAAGUUUUGUAGAACAAGUUAUCAAGAGGAAACCAAUGUUAAUAUGGAGAACGAAGAUGGUCAGUUCGUAUACACCAUCCAUGGUGUCAAAGUUUCGUUUCCUUGUAAGGCAUAUCCAACUCAGCUAUCUAUGAUGAACAUGAUUAUCAAAGGGAUUGAAAGGCAUCAGAAUUCAUUACUUGAAAGUCCAACGGGAAGUGGAAAGAGUCUGGCCUUGCUUUGCUCUUGCUUGGCUUGGCAAUCUGCAGAAUAUGAAAAGAAGGCAAAGAUUGAAGAACAAAUGAAAGCUGAAGUAGGGAAUGAUGAAUGCUGUAUUAAGACCUGCCAUGAUGAACAAAAGCCGCUUCCAACAGAUCCAGCACAUGUCAUCAAAAGUGAGUAUUUCCACCAAAAUAAUUCCAAUCUUCAUGAAAAAAUUUCUUCAGAAACACCACUGAAAACAGAAACAGCAGCUACUCCGAAGAAGAUGCCAGAGCAAAGUGAGUCACUACCUGGUAGAGAUAUUGAGUCUAGAAGCCCAACCGAUGAUGAUUUUCAAACAGCCAAGAAGCGCUUCAGAACUCCAGGCAAUAACCAGACUGUGUCGUCAUCUAAAAAGAGGCGUGUCCAGCCAAAUGCCAGACCCUCAGGUGAAGAUGAAGCUGAUCAUGAGCCUCCAGAGUGGACCAUGGAGCUAACUACAGACAGAGAAAGGCAAAAUAUUUCAUCAAGUUCAGCUGCAAAUGUUCCUGACAAAAAAGACAAGUCAUCACCUGAUGAUAGUGGCAAGAGUGACACAAAAUCAGAAAGACUAAAGAUUCCAAAAAUCUUUUUUGGAACAAGAACGCACAAGCAAAUUGCUCAGAUUUCGAGGGAGCUCAAGAAGACUGUCUACAAACACGUCAAGAUGACUAUACUUUCCAGUCGAGAGCAUUCUUGUGUUCAUCCAGUGGUUUCCAAAGGUAAAAGCAAGAAUGAAGAGUGUAAAAAGCUGCUGGAUGGUUCAGAGGGCACGGCCUGUAGAUACUAUCAGAAAGUUCACACCAUUCGGAGUCAAACCAGCUUGAGAUACCAUGGCCUGUCUGUUGCCUGGGAUAUUGAAGACUUGGUCACUCUUGGAAGCCAGAUUAAGGCUUGUCCAUAUUAUGCUGCAAGGGAGUUAAUGAGAGAAGCUGACAUCAUUUUUUGCCCAUAUAACUAUCUCAUUGAUCCAAAAAUCAGGAUGCAGAUGGAUAUUGAUCUCAAGGACCAGAUUGUUGUUCUAGAUGAAGCACACAAUGUUGAAGACUCUUCAAGAGAGGCAGGCAGUCUUACACUGACAACUGUAGAAUUACAGAACACUCUGGAUGAACUUGAUAAACUAGUGCAAAUGCGGGUUUUAACAGAACACCAUCAACCUUUACAUUUGAUGAUUGGGAGUUUUCUGCGAUGGAUCCAUGAGAGUUCUGCAGAAUUGAAAGAGAGAGGCUUUGAGCAGUCUUCUAAAGUGUGGUCUGGAAUGGAAAUCGUCGCUGCAAUGGAGAAACAAGCAAUCACACCUGGAACUUUCUACAUAUAUUUUGACCAUUAUAUGUACAUAAUGGCAACCAUAAAGGACCCAACCAGAUCAAAUGACAUGCCAACCCUGUCCACUCAUAGUCAAAGUCUGCUGGAAGGGAUAUUCCUCAUUGGGAAAUAUAUGAUGGAAAAUGAUAUGCAAUAUAUUUCUGAUUACAGAUGUGCAGUACUGAAAACAUCAGUCAUGGUUAGGGAUGUAGUUUUGCCUGGAGGAUGGAGACGAUCCCAUGGAGGGGCUAGAAAGGAAUGGACGCAAUCGUUGAACUUUUGGUGCUUAAACCCUGCAGUGGUAUUAUCAGAGCUUGGCUCUCAGGCUCGUUGCAUUGUGCUGACGUCUGGGACUCUUUCACCGAUGGCGUCAUUCUCGUCUGAGCUUGGAAUCAAAUUCCCAAUCCAGCUGGAGGCAAAUCAUGUCAUUGCUAAUUCACAGGUCUGGGUUGGGACUCUGUCGUCAGGACCAAGUGGAUCAGCUAUCAAUGCAAGUUAUCGCAGUGCAGAGACCUUCACUUUUCAAGAUGAAGUUGGCAAAGUUCUACUUCAUGUUUGCGAGACAGUGCCUCAUGGAGUACUCUGUUUCUUUCCAUCUUAUAACAUGUUGGACAAGCUGAGCAAACGUUGGCAGUCAACAGGUCUGUGGUCAAAGCUCGUGGAUAGAAAAGUACUUGUCAGUGAGCCACGAAGUGGGGACAAAUCAGAUUUUGAUGACAUUAUGCACCAGUUUUACCAUGCUGUAAGAGUAAGUGAAGGCGAAGAAAGUAACGCGCAGCAAGAUUCUGAUGACGAGUCAUGUGUUGAUGGAGGGUUGUUCUUAGCAGUUUGUCGGGGAAAAGUGAGCGAAGGACUCGACUUUGCUGAUAAUAAUGCCAGAGCGGUAAUUACGAUUGGAAUUCCUUUUCCAAAUGUGAAAGAUGUCCAGGUGGAACUCAAACGAAAAUACAAUACGCAAUAUUCAGCCAGCCGAGGACUGCUAACGGGAAGUGAGUGGUAUGAGAUCCAAGCCUACAGAGCAUUAAACCAGGUUAGCCUCACAUGGGACAUUUAG